Molecule: messenger RNA, 7225 nt
Organism: Acaromyces ingoldii
Lineage: Eukaryota; Fungi; Basidiomycota; Exobasidiomycetes; Exobasidiales; Cryptobasidiaceae
Exons: 4
Coding region: 144-7016 (2290 amino acids)
Biological process (GO): chromatin remodeling
Cellular component (GO): nucleus
Molecular function (GO): DNA binding; histone demethylase activity
Source: RefSeq, a predicted model, not a curated record
AGCUGGGAGUACUCGAGCAGCCUCGAAUGGACCUGAGGUAGGAGAGCCAGGCGCUACACAAUAGAGACCUCUUUGUGCCGUGCUUCCCGGAUUUGUGCAACGGUGAGAAGUGACGCCCAGCGGCAGAGCAAGCAGUCACCGCCAUGUCCGACCGCUCCUCUCCUCCGAUGCCCGCGUCCUCGAUAGACGACUCAGCGGCGACGGUAGGCAGUCGUGCAAGGAGGACGACGCCGGCCUCUGCCGUGGCGCCAUCCGGUGGAGGUGGUGGCGCGGGAGGAUGGUCCAACGGUCGCAAAAGCGAAUCGGCCGUCACUUCGCCGACGUCGGUCAAGGUUCGCGCUGACAGCAUCGCAUCCUCCUCCAAGGAUGCAUCGCCUGUCAAGGCUGCCGCCGCGCCACGCCGUCGACCUGAGCCCAGCUUUACUACGUCUCGCACCUUUGCGCCCCUCGCCUCGGCAGGCAAGGAAGACGGAGCCGGCAGCAGCAGCGACACACCGCAGGCCCACUCGGCAAAGGAAGGAGGCAUGAAGAGAUCAGAGAGAAAGAGUAAGACCGAGGCCAUGACGGUCCUCAAUGGCAGCAAUGGCCACUAUUACAACGACAGUAGAGACUCUCCAGACCCAGACGGUAAUCAAGGCCCGCCCAAUCCUGCCGAGCAUCCGACUCGAAGAGCCAUGAUGAUAAAGAAGUCUGGCGUGCCUACCGACCCGCUUCCCUUCAACUUUUCAAACAUACCCAGCGAUGAAACCAACGGCCGCUGGACCAUUCCCACGCACAUAAGCACGCCACGCCACCCACCCAAGCGCCUCCGUCCACGCCUCUUUGACCUCGAGGAGGCACCCACCUUCUACCCGACCCCCCAAGAAUUUUCUGACCCACUCCGCUACAUACAGUGGGUCGGCAGCCCAGAGGGCGGCAAUGGCAAAGAGUACGGCAUCGUCAAGAUUGUACCACCAGAAGGCUGGAGUCCUGAAUUCGUCCUUGACCAAGAGCGUUUCCGGUUCCGCACCCGUGUCCAACGGCUCAAUUCGCUCAGCGCAGAUGCCCGCGCCUCACUCAACUACCAGGAGCAGCUGCAAAAGUUUCACGCUCAGCAGGGCCAUGCCCGUGUCUCGAUUCCCGUCAUCGACCGUCGGCCGGUGGACUUGUACAACCUCAAGCUCAUCGUCGCCUCGCUCGGUGGGCAUGAAGCCAUCGCAAAGGCACGCAAAUGGGCAGAGGUCACCAGGAGGCUUGGCUACGACGAAAAGGAUGCUGGCCACUUGGCCGCUCAGGUCAAGGCGGCCUACUCGAAGAUCAUCCUGCCAUUCGAGGACUUUCUCCUCGUCGCAAAGGAGCAGGCCAAGCUGCAUGGCUCGCUCAACUCCAGCCUGCUCAACGAAGCGGCCGGGUUUGCUUCGCGACACACGACACCCGGCGCCUCGGUUGCCGAGGGCAGCCACGAGUCGCGCAGCCAAGCCGAAGCCUCUACAUCGCCUGCUGCCAGCCAUGACCACGAAGGCGGUAGCGCAGAGACAGAGACGGAUGGCGCCAAGCGGAGGAGCAAUCGUCGUCGUAUCGACACCCUCACCACCACCAAGGGAGCCGUGACGCCGCUGUCUGCUCGCAAGCGACGGCCUUCACCCCUGGACAGCAACGGCAACAGCAACCAGCAAGUGAUCCUACAGCCGGGUGCUGAAGAACAAAUGUGCGAGAUCUGCCUUCGCGGCGACGACGGCAUCUCGAUGCUCUUGUGUGACGAGUGCAACAGAGGCUACCACAUGUACUGCCUCGACCCGCCGCUCACGACUGUGCCAAAGUCGCAGUGGUACUGCCCUCCGUGCCUCGUUGGCACAGGAAACGACUACGGCUUCGACGACGGCGAGACGCACAGCCUCGACAGCUUCUGGAAGCGCAGCGUCGAGUUCACAAAGAGCUGGUGGUCACAACGAGCCCAGAGCAUCUGGGAUCCCAAUCAUGACGCAGAUUUCAAGCGUGCCUAUGAGGAGAAGGAGGAGAAGGUCGGAAGCCAUCUCACCAACGGAUGCACGCGCAAGAUCCCCGGCACUGGCCUCAGUGUGUCCGAGGACGAUGUCGAGAGGGAGUUCUGGCGCCUGGUUCACAGCCCCGACGAGACCGUCGAAGUGGAAUACGGGGCCGACGUGCACUCGACGACGCACGGCAGCGCCCUGCCAACGCUCGAGACGAUGAAUUUGAGCCCCUAUGCUCGCGACGGAUGGAACCUCAACAACCUGCCGAUUCUGCCUGGCUCGCUCCUGCGUUACAUCAAGUCUGACAUUUCCGGCAUGACGGUGCCCUGGAUCUACGUCGGGAUGAUGUUCUCGACGUUUUGCUGGCACAACGAAGACCAUUACACCUACUCGAUCAACUACCAGCACUGGGGCGACACUAAGACGUGGUACGGCGUACCGGGCGGCGAUGCAGCGAAGUUUGAAGAGGCCAUGCACAAAGCUGCUCCUGACCUCUUCGAGACGUGCCCCGAUCUCCUCUUCCACCUCGUGACCAUGAUGAGCCCUGACAAGCUCAAGAAAGAGGGCGUCAGGGUGUACGCCUGCGACCAGCGAGCAAACGAGAUGGUCAUUACCUAUCCCAAGGCGUACCACUCUGGCUUCAAUCAGGGCUUCAACUUCAACGAGGCUGUCAACUUUGCCCUGCCAGACUGGGUCGACAUGGGCCUCGAAUGUGUGCGACGGUACCAGCAGUUCAGCAAGUUCCCUGUCUUUUCCCACGACGAACUCAUCGUCACGGUCUACACGUACAACCACACGAUAGAGACGGCCAAGUGGCUGCAGCAUUCGAUGGCCGAAAUGGUGUCGCGGGAGAUCGGCAAGCGCGAUGUCCUGCGUCGCUUGAUACCGAAUCUCGUCGAGAUUGUCGAAGAUGCCGACCGGCCAGAGCCUGAGUACCAGUGCGGCCACUGCAAUGCCUUUUGUUACCUAGGUCAGAUCACGUCGGAAAAGGCAAACGGCGCCGUCGCGUGCCUCGACCAUGGCAACCAGGUGUGCGGUGCAGACUCGCCCUCCAAGUGGACCUUGCGCUGCCGCUUUUCCGACGAGCAGCUCGAAACGAUGAAGACCAAGACUGAGGAGAGGGCCUCGCUGCCGGAUCAGUGGAAGCAGCGGCUCCACAAGCUCCUCGUCGCGGGCCCAAGACCGCCGCUUCGGUCGCUCCGGGGACUGCUGAACGAAGGCGAAAAGAUCACUUCGGUUGCUUUGCCCGAGGUUGAACAGCUGCGCGAAUUCGUCGACAAGGCCAACAAGUGGAUAGAAGAGGCCAAUGCAUACAUUGCUCGCAAGCAUCAAAAGAGGGCCAGAGCGGGUGCCUCGACGAUUGCUGAGUCAAGGAGCUCCCGCUCCACGGCGAGACGAAACGACAGGGCCAAUGACGAUCGCGAGAGCUCGACGACGCCUGCUGAUGCUGAGGCGGCCACAUCGACCAGUGACAUGGACCCAGAUAGAGUCUAUCAGCUGCUGGCCGAAGCAGAAACGCUUCCGUUUGAUGCACCCGAGAUUGCCUCGCUCCGAGCGGUGGCAGAGGCCAUGGACGACUUCAAGCUGCGCGCCGAAGAGAUGACUUACCGGGCCCAGACGGGCGGCAAAGACGCGCCUACGCUCGAGGAAUGCGAGGCGCUUCUGUCGGCCGGUGCGGCGCUGAGCAGUGUCAAGAUGGAGCAGCUCGAAUGGCUAGAAAAGCACGUGGCGAGGGAGAAAUGGAUGAUCGAGAUGAACGACGUCAAGGACAACUUCCUGCACCUCGGCGAGGUCGAGGAGCUCAUUGCAGAGGGAGAAGAGGCCGGCGUCGAUGGAGCGCACGAGCACGUCGCCGAUCUGCACCGCCGGAGGGCAAAGGGCAUCGAUUGGCGCGCGGCUGCUGACGACGUCCUGUCCAACGAGAGGACACGGCUGGUGACAAAGGACGAGCUCGUUUCCUUGACAAAGGCAUCGUACGAGGUUGCAAUCAUUCCAGAGAUGUACCAGCGCGUCGAGAAGCUUUUACUCAACUUCAAGCAGUGGAGCCGAGAGGUGCAGGCCCUAUGCUCGGCCGACGAGGGUCAGACGGAUCGUUCGUUGAUCAACAAGAAGCUGGCCGAUGCAAAAAAGGUGUUGUACAACAUCGAGCGAGAGCGUCUCGACGUGGAUGGUCUCGACAUUGUUCGCUCCAAGGUCAAUCUGUAUGACGACUGGACGCUAGGGGUCUCGUCGACAAUGACUGAAUUCCUGCUUGUGGGCUCGUCGGCUGCCUCGAGAGGCGCAAAGGGGGAGAGGGAGAUGGAGCGGGCGAUUGUCAACAUGUGUGAGCGCGUUAAACAAGUAUCGGACCCUGCGGACGACUAUGCGCCCAACGUCGGCACAGGUGAAAAGAUGCACUUCUGCGUCUGCCGGACCGUCGAACCGCUCGACCGAAAUUUGACGGAUGAAGCGGAGCAGUGCACCGUCUGCAAGACGCACUACCACCUCGCUUGCCUUGAAAUGGCGCCCGGAGAUAAACGCUUCAUCUGCCGGCUCUGCAGCCCGCCCAAGUUUGCUCGAUUCGUCGCACAGCGCCGGGCCAUUCCCACAUCGAGGUUGCGAGACUAUGCCCGGAACCAGCGUUUCGCACUGGUCAACUUCAUCUGGGGCGCACCGCUCGGCUUCGACGAGGUGAAGACCGCUUACGAGGGGGCACAGCGACUCGAGAGGCUGUUUCUUGACUACCAGAAGCUGCAGCCUUCGAUGUCGUUCCGGCAGUGCGAGUUUGCGUGCCGACACCUGUUACUCAAGUGCUUGGGCUCCCCGAUCGAGGUCUUGGAGCGCCCACCGGCGAUCAAGCUGCUGUCCGAAACACUCUUUACUGUUUUCGCCCCUCAGCUGGCCACUGCAGCCGCCGCAGCAGCAACAGCUGCGGCGGCGACGGCGACAUCCACCUCGUCCUCUUCACUCAAGAGAACUUUGGACGAGGGCCCGGGCGCCGACAUCAGCGAGUCUCAUGACUUUGACAGUCCUCCGCCUGCCGAACACGUCGGUGAAGAGCAUCCAUCUACCGAUCCACCUGCCGCCAGGAACGACGAGCGAAAGAAGAAACGAGGCAAGCGGGCCAAGUUCGUCUUUGAGGAGGAGGUUGGAAUCUUUGUCCCUGUCAAUGGCGAAAAGGUCUAUUGCCUCUGCCACCGGGCCGAGACGGGGACGAUGAUCUCGUGCGAUCGAUGCAAUCUCUGGUUCCACAACGCCUGUGUCCACAUCGACGAUCCCGCUGAUUUGGGCGAGGAGCGCUGGAUCUGCCCAAUGUGUUGCGUAAAGACUGAGCGCAAGUACCCGCACGCAGAAGUCAAGGUCAAGCCCAUGGGCGUCGAGGACCCAAAUGUCUGGCUCGACAUCCGAGCCACCCUCCGUUCCACGAGACAGCCGAUCAGCAAGCCCCAGAUAUGGACCGCCGAGGAAGGCAAGCGCAUCGUGCUUCACCUGCAGAGCUUCUUCCCGGCCAUUCUCCCCGAACAGGCAGAGCAGGCCAAGCGCCAGAAGCUCAACGAGGCGGCGGCUGCCGCUACCGCCGCUGCCGCUGCCUCUGCUGCCGCCAUUGCCCCCUCUUCUUCCUCGAGACCGGUUCAUGCGAGGUCGCCCAGCCCGCAUUCCCCAGCACCAGCCCCUGCAGCCGUCGCGACUGCUCAGCCACCUCGCCACGGUCGACCUUCGCCUCCGUACUCUUCCGCCGACCAGUACCCGCCAAAAGCACCGCCUGCCACUCACCACUGGAACGAUGUCCGGGCGAGAGUCACGCCUGCUCAUCGUGCGCCAUCGGCACAGGAAGAGGAGCUGGCAAGGCGGAGAUUUGAGGACCAGGAGAGGGAACGGAAGGGUAUGCUCAACCUGUACAACCGCGGCGUGACGGAUGCCAUGAUCCAGAAAUGGUACAUUGGCUGGAACGGCAAGCAGCUCGUCUACCCUCGCUACGAUCGCAAUGGUCAUUUUCAAGAGCUGCAACUGGGUACCCAUAUCUACCUCGACCCUGAUGACUCAGACGGAACGAGGCUGAUCCGGACGCUCCUCCAGCGAGAGGCCGAGGAGAAGCGCCGGGCCCGCGAAGCAGAGGCAGCCGCCUGGCAUCAUCGGGUGGGCCCACCUUCUUCCUACCACGGCGGGUCUCGCUAUCCUCUCUCCUCGCCCUCGACUUCGUCUGCUUACCUGCAUCCCGCCCAGCAUCCUCCUUCAGCCCCUUCAGUGCCGGCGUUUAAGGGCCACGGCCCACCACCACCUCCACAACCACCACAACCUCGCAGCAGCAGCAGCAGCACGGCCGCAAGCACAAGCCGGUGGCCGUCUCAUUAUUACGAGCGGGGUUCCUACGAUCAACAGCAGGCCCAGCGAUACGAAGAAAGCGCCAAGCAACACGCCCGCUCUCAUUACGAUCCGCCCGGACACUACGAACAAGCCUACUACGAGCAGCCCUACUCAGAGCCAAGGGCAUCAGCGUACGAUGAGGCGCGCCAGUACGACCCCCACUUUGGUGCAGCGCCUCGGCCUCCACCUUCGCCAGCCUACGCAGCCCGAAGCAAGCCGCUGCCUCCUCCCCUCCCAACGCUCAGGUCGCCGGCCCUCUCUGCUUCGUACCCGUCUGCCCCGCAGGCGCCUCAACAGGAUAGGUGGAGUCAUCGCCCCAACGACAUGACACCACGCGAGGCCCAUGCGCAGCCAAGCUCGUCGACUACUUCGUCGCCCGCAAUCGCUACUAGAGUCAUCUCGUCUUCUUUGCCCGUCCGGACCCCAGUUUCUGCGGUGGGCCAGGCGGUGCCGGGCUCGCCGGCGUCCGCGACGGCGCUCCCGCCCCCAUCACCUCAACGUCAAGCAUCCCACCCACCAACGUCUAUUCAGCAGCGUGCCUCUGCCUCUGCAACAAGCGCAAGCCCAGAGAGGUCACAAGAGGAGAUGGCGAGGCGCAUGGCCAAGCGACUGAAGCCCGACGCGACCGAAGAGCAAAUUGAGCAGCUCGUCAGGCAGACGCUUCUGAGCAGCGACGACACAGCUCCUGGACAGGCUCCUUGAGCUUGAGCUAAAUUCUAGGACCCCCAGACCCCCCUUCUCUUUCACCAGAGAUAGCGAGCGAGGUGGCAAAGGCCAGAUCCACAUCGACGAUUGGACGCGUCAUGUCGCGCGAUGUUCCUUGCAGCUUGGGUAAAACCAGGAAGAGAAGGAAAAAGUCCUGGACUCGGACAAUUUUCCCCUUCUCUGUAUCUAUUAUAUUGGUAGUUGGA